Molecule: messenger RNA, 5663 nt
Organism: Rhipicephalus sanguineus (brown dog tick)
Lineage: Eukaryota; Metazoa; Arthropoda; Arachnida; Ixodida; Ixodidae
Product: acylpyruvase FAHD1, mitochondrial
Exons: 4
Coding region: 138-797 (219 amino acids)
Cellular component (GO): mitochondrion
Molecular function (GO): acetylpyruvate hydrolase activity
Source: RefSeq, a predicted model, not a curated record
AAUCCAAUCCGGUCAGCUCUCGACUUUCGGUACUGCGGGCUCCUUGGGACUCUACUUGGGCUGCUGUCGUGCCGCUUGUUUUUUCGGCGAGACAACUUUAAAUUUACCAGCGGGAAAAAGAACGCCGGAACGCAACCAUGAGACUAAGCAGAUUUGUGGAAUUCGGCAGGAAGAUUAUAUGCGUUGGAAGAAACUACCGGGAGCAUGCCGAGGAAUUGGGCCACGCUGUGCCCAAGGAGCCGCUGCUGUUCAUGAAACCUCCAACAGCCUACAUUACCGAAGGGCAGUCUAUAAUGAUUCCUCGGGGCUGCGAAGAGCUAGACCACGAAGUCGAACUGGGUGUGGUCGUAGGACGCCGAGGGUCGGCCAUUCGAGCAGAAGAGGCACUCGACUACGUGGCGGGAUAUGUGGUCGCACUGGACAUGACUGAUCGGCAGCUGCAGAGACAGUGCCAAGCUCAGGGCCUCCCAUGGGAGCGUGCCAAGGGCUUUGACACCUCCUGCCCCGUGGGGCAGUUCCUGCCCAAGGAGUCCGUGAGCGACCCUCACGCGCUCACCCUCUGGUGCAAGGUGAAUGGCCAGCAGCGGCAGAAGGGAAGCACCUCGCACAUGCUGUUCACCAUCCAGCAGCUGUUGGAGGCAGCCAGUGCGCGCUUCACCCUUGAACCGGGCGACCUCCUGCUCACCGGCACACCCAGCGGCGUCGGGCCCGUGCAUGCCGGUGACGUCGUCGAGGCCGGCAUCGAGGGCCACGGCCAGGUUCGCUUCCCAGUCGAGCAGCAGCAGCCUAAGCAGUAGUAUUUUGCUAGGGUCGGUCGUUUGCGGGUCGGUCAUUUGCCUGUUGAAAGGACCUGGCGCUAACGAGGUUGAAGGACAGGAGGAAGGACUAAUGCUAUCCAACGCUCAUCCUGUCCUCUGAAUUAAACAGGACAAGGAUACAAAAAAUGGCACGGAAAUAUGACCAGUACAGUGGUGGUCUUUGCUUUAAUCUACAUGUCCAUGUUCGGCUUGCACGGCAUCCUUUAUUCCUGAUGAGUCGCCUAGCCUGGCCCUAGAUGUUUCUGCUUCACGUGGUAUGUAUGGUAUGGUCCUUCCCGUCGUGUUCUGCAUCCUCGUUAGCGGUAGGUUCUCUAAUCGAUCUAGGCGGUCUCGUAGUUAUGAAGCAGAAUGUUCUAGUUCCACAUCUGGUUCCUCUUCGCAUGAUGAGUUUUUGCCCUAAGCACGGCUUUUCCAUCUGAAGCAGCUAGGCAGUCCGUAUGGGCAACUUUAGAAUGAAUGUGUGGAUGUUAGUGAUCCACCACGGAAAGCUACUUCAGAUUUCUUUUUUCUGCCGCUGCAGUCGCAUAUCAGGUGUAACUGCCGGCUCCUGUCUAAGAGUCUAGUUAGUGUACAGGCUUUCAACACUGGGUUUUCUUUAUACUAUAACCCAUUUCGCGCCUGGUGAUGAUGCUUAGAAUGUUGCAACUUUUUGUCAUGAACCUUUGAUGGACUUUACAAAGUACCUCAUUCUUUUCUUCAUUUUUGAUUUACUCUUUUCUAUCCCAGCAUUCUAGAAUAGAGAAAUCUGCACCUAUUACACUGCCGUUGAAGCGAGCUGAACACCGGUGCUAUAAAAAAAAAAAAAGAAUUCCUUGCUGCCUGGGCUUGCAUUCACGAUAAGCAAUUGCAGAAAUGAACCAAUCGGUUUUGGGUAAAUUUUCCAAAUGCCCAAACCUAGGACCCCAUGUACCGUAUCAUAUCUUUACAACACUGUGUGUAGGCAAGCUCGUGUGAACAAGCUACACAUUUGCUAGCUAGCUGAAAUUUUGAAAAUGUUUAGUAUUUGAAAUAAAAUGGCCAGCUUGUUAUUCGGCGGCUUUACAGUUGCAGCAAAAAUAAUUUUGAGCUUCUCUUUUAGUACAACUUGAAUAUGUGCACAUGUUCUGCACUUCAUUUCAAAGGCCUACAUGUGCCAUCUAGUGUAACCUACUCAGAUUACUAGGUGUUGUCCAGUAGCAUGGCCAGCAGCGUGUUACCUGAUGAUGCGGCUGAUAACAGUGCCGACUGGAAGUUCUCCGAGAGUACAUGAAUGCAUGGCCUUUUUUGGGAGGCACUGGCAGUGGCUGCUGUGGACCAUCUACUAAACAGACCUUUGUAGACCUUUGUAGAAAUCGACAAGAACAUCACGUUCGUUGCAUAUUUCCUUGCUCUUUCGUAGCACUGCGGGGGCUUCUGACAUUACCAGGAAAACGAAGCCAUUCCAGUUGGGCCCCACAGGUUACGUAAAGACAGGUUGGGAAUUGUCUCUGCUUAAGCUGUGCACCGUUGGCUACUCCGAAAUUUUUUCCCCGAUAGGUUUCUUCGGCAUGGUCAAGGUUCAGUUAGCAUGCUUACUGUUGUGUCUUUUCUGCAAGGUACCUUCGCCCUUGCCUCCCGAUAGCUCAACUCAGGGCCAAUCACUCAUUGUGACACAGUUUCAUUGAAGUCUAUAACUUUGGUCUUGUCCACUUCUCUUUUUCUCCUCUAGAGCAGAGUGUUGUGGGAUUCGUUUUUUUUUUUUUUCCCUCAACACUGACUGUGGAACUGUGGAUGAAUGAACAACUCUAUCAGAACAUUGUGGAACUGACGAGAAUGCGAUUUUCCACGUGUUUUGGAGUGCGCAAACCUUGAAGCAUGAUAGCCGAAUUUGAUUGGUCGAUCACGAAAGGCCCUGUGAGCCAUGGAGCCCGUGUCCCCAACACAGAAAUCCUGAUCCAAUAUUUAAAAACGGACUGUUCCAUUCCGUAUUGUCACCGAAGUUGCAACAGGUAGCCUCUCAUCCAACAGGUAGUCCGGGAAUUCUGACGGGUCGACUCAAUCACUUCGUUUGCUUGUUCCGCUGUUAACUGCAAACAGGCCUAUCAGUGUAUGUACACAAUCUGUGUCACGGAGCGGAUCAACUUGCUCUGUAUAGACUACUGAAAUUUACCAUAGCUUUCGCUGUGCUUGUCUGUAGACCUGGUAGUUCAAUGGCAAGUGUGAACUACUACCGUACUGCCGGGCUGCCUGCAAAAAGCGGCAAGGCUGUUUACAUUCUUGUUUGAUGAUGCCACACCUAAUAGACUCCUGUAUAUCGGUGUACAUCUUAGUGCAUCUAAGUGUUUAUAUACUACAGCAGUUUCUAACUCCAUCAGGUAAUCUGCCACCGAUCAUUUGAAGUUGCAGGGUUCCCUUGCCUUGGGGAUAGUAGAGGCAAGUAGAGGGCAGCUGAAAAGGCUUGAAUUGUCCUGGACAUUUUUUUAAAUCAAAACUGCCAAGGACUAGUCCGGAACAUCCAUUCGUUCCUCCGCCUCUUCUGAAUAUUGGCAAUCAUUUAUGCAUAGUUGUAUUUCUAAUAUCGGGGCGAUGUUUUUUUUUUUAGGGAGUACAUUCACCAGAUGAUAGCGAGGAAGUAGGGCUUCAUAGUACAGCCGCCCAAAUCUUUAACUAUUGUGCGCGAGCGCCGACUUUUUUGUGUGUCAGCGCCAUACGACGGAGCCGAGUUGCAAACAGGGCGAGAGUAAGUGCAUGCCCACGAAACGCGCUCGGCUGGGCCCAUCGUCUGCUUGGCUGUUCCUUCGUGAGAACGUCACCCUGCAUUAACUCACUUCAGACAAACAGGCAGCGUGUCUUACUCGUAUCUUAUAUUCCGAAGAUCAGCAAGCAACCGAGAAAAUGAAACCCGCAGACGUCACACACCCCCAACCCCCACACAUGAGAUAAGCUGACAAAUGUGGAUCCUUCACUUGUUAUCUGGCGAUGCAAAUGCCUUUUUUUUUCUGCACUUACUCUUGCCCUCUUUGCAACUUGCAUCCAUCGUACGUCGCUGACGCACAAAAAUGUCUGCGCUCGCGCACGAUAGUUUUGGUCGGCUGUACAUGGUGCUUAGUUCAGACUUUUCAUUUCUGGAGAUCUUCAGAAACGCGAUAUAACUGGCCUGCAGUUACUAAAUUAACUGCUAGUGUCACACACAUUUCAUUACACACAUUCAGAUUUCUACCUGUACAAGCAAUUUCUCUCUCUUUUUUUUUUUUUAAUGGCAUGUAAAGGUUUAAUGAUGCUGUCAACUGUUAGUGAAAGUUGUAGAGUGUGGUAGUGCUAGCACUUCUAAUGUCUUAUUGAGCUGCUUGCAUUUAAUAGCCUGUGUGCUUGACUAGCCACAGCCUUCUGAUUUUGUGCUAUGUUACAAGAAAAGGCUAACCACAUCUGGCAUGUGUAUACUGUGCAAUUAAGCUUUAACAUGUAUGUAUCUUUACGGGUGUUUUACGAAUCAGGUUUUACAACACGGUGAAUAGAAGUGUUUUACGGCAUAACUUUUUUAACUAAGAAACAAUUGUUUGAGCUUGUUUAACAUGUAAUUGCCGUUCAUGAGCCUGUGUAAUUGAGUGAGAGUCCUUUCAUGUGUAAUUGGAUGAAGGUUUUUCUCACGUGCCCGAGGACAGUUUCGCCAGAAAACUUCGACAUUUGUCUGUGUUAAAAUAUUGCAGGGCUGAUGACAUGCCUGUCUGUGAAGUCUUCCAAGCACUAAUUGCUGCAUCCGAGAGAGUUGACGUUUGAGCAGACGUUCUGUAGUGUGAGUGCACGUUGUUUGAAGUCGCACCGUUUGACCACUGGCCAACGUAAGGAGUAGUGUGAUUGAAAGUUGAAAGCAUGAUGUAUAGAUUUAAAAGAGCAGUGUUUGAAGGAGUACUUUGCUGUAUCGCAAACUGCUGUGUUGCAGCAUUGAAGAACUGCACCGGCAGCACGGGUGGCCAGACGUGGGACCUCUUGGAAGUUGAAUUUCAGUCUGAAAUUUUUUGUUUACUGGCAUACUUUCGGUAACCGUAGAGGAAUAUUGUCUUUACUUCAACCUGAAGCCAUGAUUACUAGUGCCGGCUUCAGUGAUGCCCCGAAACACUGCUGGUGUUUGGUAAAGAACUUUUUGUUGCACUGCGACGCAUGCGCAGUGUGACGACGCGUCUGUUUCCGUCCCGCAGCCGUCUCCAAUCUAUGUGAGGAUGGAAGGUUCAGCUUGGUUUACCUUCAGUUUUUUAGAAUUAACACAUUAUGUGUUGAUGCCUUUGUACUCUAAGGCGCAAAGUUAUGAGACAGCGUCUCCUAACUUUGCUCGUGCUUCUAGGAGCACGCUGCCGUAGCUUCACAGUAAACCUGAAGGGAGGCGUCAUUCUUUAGGACAGUAAGUGCCAGUAGCCAAUCUGAGUUGGUGCAUUUUGACUGAGCAAAAAUGGCUAGGAGGCCCACUGACCAAGACACUCUAAAGGGAGCAGAUACUGCACUCUAAAGGGAGUAAGUACUUUAGGCCAACUUUUCUUCUCGCUAACUAUACACAGCACAGUUGCAGACUUGCAAAUACGCCAUGAGCAUUACACAUGUUAAAUGAUGGCAUUAUUAUUGUGCUGUCGUUGAAUGCCAGCUCACCCAGUACCACCCAUUACUGCACGCUUGUACUUGUAGUGGGUGUGCCAAUGUUUGCUGCAUUACGUGGCAGUCUGCAGUCCUCUGUUCUCUGCUGCUGGAAUAGAUUCCCUCGUUCCUUAUGCAUUUUAGCUUUUUGUGAGUCGAUGCCACUGCCGUUUCUAGUAGCAAGUGCUUACGGAACAUUGUUCCGUUUCCGUGUGAAGGUGAUUUUUCUACUAUUGAACAAAUAAAAGUCGUUAAUAACAAUCA